AGGAAGAACAGUACUUACAACGAGUGACUGAACUGGAUAAAAUAACGGAGGAAAGAGACAAUAAACGUAAAGAAUAUGAAGCAUUGAGAACGAGAAGAUUGAAUGAAUUUAUGGAAGGUUUUUCUAUCAUAACAAUGAAACUCAAAGAAAUGUAUCAGGUAUCAUUUUAGUUUACUAUACAACUUGUACAGGUUUCAUGUCCUGGACAAGACGACGCUUUUCUUGACGGAACAGAAAUAUGUUGUUCUGUAUAUUCUAUAUGUUUUAAAAUCAUCAGAGUUCCGUACAAUGUUCCUCCCAAAACGAAGGAAAUCAAGAAAUUUUUCCUAGAGGUUGGUCGCAGCUAUGGUGCUACACAGUUCAAACUAAAAUUUAGAUUUAAAAAGACAUGAUUUUUCGUAAGUUUAGCCACAUCUAUAUGGAGUAAAUUAUUAACAACGGUGGACACCGUCACCAAAUUCAAAUCCAAUCGAACAAACCCACGCAGGUCCAGAUUUGCAAGAAUAUAUAGAUCGCGCAAAUGAAUGCUAGAGAAACGCAAGCAGUGUCAAGAACAGUAUGCUGCCAAGAGCAAAAUAAAAUAUUCUAUUUUGUGCCAAUGACCUAAAUCAAGCGCGCAAAUCGGAGUUUGGAGAUAAACGGAAACCAAGUGUCGGGGUAGCCACUUGAUCCCAGCGACUAUACUUGGUAUCUGAAAUAAAUUAAACUUUUUUGUCAGAUGAUCACACUUGGUGGAGAUGCGGAGUUGGAACUUGUAGAUAGUUUGGAUCCAUUCACAGAAGGAGUUGUGUUUAGUGUACGACCACCGAAGAAAAGCUGGAAAAACAUUUCCAAUCUUUCAGGAGGAGAAAAAACACUCAGCUCAUUGGCACUUGUAAGUUUGAAAAUAUUGUAAACAAUUGCUAAUAAUUGUGGUUUUUGUAGUUUAUUUACAUAUACAGUGAUUAUCAAACGUUUCGAGAUCUGCAUGGUUCCGAGGUCUGCACUGAUCUCUCUAUAACUGUGAUAAUGCUUUUGUGAAAACUAUAGUUAAUGCCCAGUAUUUGUGUUUCAGGUGUUUGCUCUUCAUCAUUUUAAACCGACGCCACUAUAUGUCAUGGAUGAAAUAGACGCAGCUCUUGAUUUUAGAAACGUCUCCAUUGUUGCUCAUUAUAUCAAGGUACACACAUUUUUCAUUUUGAGACUUAGAUUAUGGAUACAUUAAGGCUAUAAAAAGUCAAUAACUUGCUGCCUUCGGGUUCGUAACACUCUUGUAUAGUUUUUGUGUCGCCAUCUUGCUUUUCGCUACUCACUAAAAUUAUAUGAGCUGAUAUACAGUGGAUGACUAUAUUAUACACUUACAUUUUUCGUUUACUCUAUUGCUUCAGGAACGAACAAAGAACGCACAGUUCAUCAUCAUCAGUUUACGAAACAACAUGUUUGAACUGGCAGAUCGACUUGUGGGUAUUUUUAAAACUGAUGAUUGUACAAAGAGCGUGACCAUCAAUCCUCCUCUCUUUGCCACUGGAACGUCCAUGGUCCAAGCUGAGACUUGAACACCGCAUGUGUUGCUGCCACUACAGGAAGUGUUGAGGGCAACAUACUAUAUAAAAUAUAAACUAUAAACUAUAGGCUAACUUCAAACAAGCAAGAUGACAACCCAUUUUUUAUGGUUAUCACAAUCGAAUUCGUUAAGUACGUGGGUCUCGCUAAGCACUAUCGUGCAGCGGAUGUUGGACAGCCUGCAGUUAUCAGAAUAAGAACACCCCAAUCAUUAUAUGCAGGCAAAUUACGAGAAUGAUUAAGUUUAAUUUUCUUUCUCCCGUCAGUGUGAAUAGUUCUUGAAGUUGACCAGCAUCUGCUGCUCUAUAACGCUUGUACUGAAACCCGCCAAUAAAACCAAAAGAAGAAAUAAGAGUCACAGCUCCUAUCGUAGACACUAUAAAACCUCAUCUGUAAUAUUAACCAUUUGAUAUUCUUUAUUUAUAUAUAAUUGUAUCUUGUAAAUGUAGGAGGUUUUUUAUGAUUUUUAUUAGAAUAUAUAGUGGUAGUUGAAUCGUGUAUACUAUAGGCAUUAAAAUGUAGUUAAACAGACCUGAUAAUGCAUUUCGAUUUGGGUCUAAUUAACUCAUAAAUAAUUAAUGUUUGUAAUGUAAAUGGCACAAGUGUAAAUUGGUUACAAAUCAACCAUUUCCAUUCAG
Molecule: messenger RNA, 2180 nt
Organism: Paramuricea clavata
Lineage: Eukaryota; Metazoa; Cnidaria; Anthozoa; Malacalcyonacea; Plexauridae
Source: the annotation of a GenBank genome assembly